AUGCUGGCCUGGAGGCCUGGAUCCCGGAGCGCGGUCUCGGGACGGGGCCCCGACUUGUCGGACGCCCGCGACGGAGCCCCCCGCAGCCCCCGCUUGGGCCGCGGGCGCUGCCGGCCUGCCGCCGACCUAGAUAUGAAAAUCCAUCUGGAGAAAAAUUUAGAAGAAGAGCGUCAAAUAUUACUGCAGCAACAAAAAAUAUGUCGAAAUCGAGCACGUAAAUAUUUUGUGGAAUCAAACCGGAGAAAAAAAGCUUUUGAAGAAAAACGAAAAGAACAAGAAGAAAGAGAACAACAAAUCAGAGAACAAAUACUUCAACAAAGAAAAGAGAAGUUUGUAGAAGUCACUGAAAAAUUCCAGCGUGCUCAUAUUCCUCUUUCACAAAGGAGGAGAGCAGUUUUUAAAAAACCAGUUCCUCCGUUGGAAGAAGCCCUCAAGCAAAUUCAGGAAUCCAACUUAAAAUCAGAAGUAAACCUCCUCCCUUCCCACAGACCAACAAUAAAUUGGAAAGCUAUAGAUAAUGCCUUGCCUUCAUCAUUGUCAAAAAAUGGUCACAAGCGUCAGAAACAUCUCUUAUCCAAAAUCAAUUGUGGUAAAGAAAUGAAGGAAAACAACAGGGCAAACUUGGCUUCUAACAAAGAUGCGUUCCAGCUUAAACUGGAAGAAACUCAGAAACUCCUAGAAGAUCAGCAUCUAAGCAGUUUGCAAAAAUUUUGUGAUGAAGUUAAUCAAAUAACAAAUUCUGAAACCCUCUCGAGUAUAGACAGUCUUGAGGCUGGGGAACAUGAAAUAUAUUUAACCCUUAACAAGGAGCCUUCCACAUCAAACCAGAAGAAUUUCAUUUCUCUCAAAUCAGUAAAUCUGCAAUCAACUAAUCUAAGCUGCUUUGAUGAAGAUAAACUGUCAUUCUCUAAAACUCAGCAUAUAAAUAAUUGGCUCAUAAAUGUAAAUGAUCCAAAUACUCAGACUGUCACACCUUUCUCAGAUAUUUUAAGUAAUCCUAAUGUUCUGCCUUCUUGUGAAUGUUUUAAUGGUAAAGAACAAAAUCCACCUGUGGAAAGAAUGACAAGUAGUCCUAAUAAUUCAGUAGCCUUUGUAUAUAGUCCACCUAUAUUUAUACAAGACGGAAAAAGCAAAGAGGUCUCUGAAACUAGCCCUGUAAGGGCAACUGACUCCUCUUCUGGAACAUUCAAAAGGGAGAGACCAUUUGUUACUGAGAGCCCAACAUUUAAAUUCAGCAGAGUCUGGACCACUCCAGAUUGUCUAACACAGGAAAUGGCUGUGUUUUCAGACCAAGGGAACAAUUCCGAAUUAGCACAAGAAAAUAGAACUACUUCAUUUGUACCUAUGGCAACACGUAUAGUUUUGCCAUGUAAUACGCAGUCAGCUAGGCCAUUACCAAAGAGCAGUCUACAUAUAAAAGAAGUCGACCCGGUGCAGUGUUCUGAUAAGUUAGGAGAAUUGACAAACGUUGAAGGUGAGAAGUUAAAAUAUUUUCAUCGUAAUAAGGAAGAGUUGCCUUUGUUUUCAGGUGAUUUUCAAGUUGCCUAUAUACCUCACAACUCUGAUUCAAAUGAUAAAAAACACAAAAUACCCCAAACAUCAACGUCAGCGUCUAACAUAAUUUCUAACUGUGACUUAGUGGGUCAGCACAAGAAGAUGAAAUACAACAUUCAUGAGAGAAAUGGUGUGAGGUUUCUGAAAAGUAUUUUAAAAAAAGAAUCUAAAUACGAACACAAUUGUUUUAAGGCACUAGUUAUAAACCAUAGCUUUAAGUUAGGAAAUCAAAAAGCAGCAGCUAUCAGAGAUAGUAUUGAAUUAACAAAAGAAAAAGGUACAGAAAUUCCAAAGACUAUUAAAAAACUGAGGUGGUUUGAUGAAACUGGAGAUACAGAAAAAAAUGCUGCAGACCAUCAUUCAUUGAGGAACAGAAUAGAACUAUCUCAGCAGUGGUCUCAGCCUUUCCACGUUCAGACUAAAAGUGGUGCUGCCAGCCUUGCAAUUAGAGUUCCUGCCCUAAGUGCUGUAGAUUCUGCUGAUGGAGCGAAGCCCGAGGAGGAUUCUGUCUCGAACAAUGUCGCUGCUUUAGGAGAAGCUGGAACAGACCAUGUGCCUCUGAAUUGUUUUAUGCCUUCAGGUUGUAACGUUGCUAAACAAGCCUGGCCACCCUCAGAAAAAGAGGGCAGUCAACCCCCUCUGCAAAGUGGCGGUUCUAAAGCUCAGAAAGCAAAUCCACCACGGGGUGGUACAAGAGUAAUCCGAAGAACAAGGUCUGCUCAGGUGCAGUCAGCCUUCGUGUGCACACACACAAAAGGCACUGUCCUUCGGCCCCAGUCCGAGAGCAGAGCCAACAGACUUUUACAAGCUCAGGGUAGACUGAUCGUGCCUCAUCCUCCUAAGUCUCCGUCAAAUAUUAGGAGUGGUAAAAAUAUACAAGUGUCUCAGUGUCAGCCGGUAACACUUGAAGAUUCUCAAAACGUGAUUACAAGUCACUAUUUUCGUUCAAAGCAUGUGCUUCCAACAGAACACAGGUUCAAUCACUGGAAUCAGGAGAGUCAUUUUCCACCCGCAGCUGUUUGUUCGGACUCUGUCACUGUGAUGCCUUCUCUACCGUAUUGUUCUUCUGAGUGCCAAACUUUAGCAAAAAUAAAUGGUUCAGAUGGCACUCAAGUGGUGCCCCAGCAAGGUGAGACUUCACAUUGCACCCACAGAUGUCCUGUUUACGAAGAAAGCCAUCCCUCUGUGACUCUGAGAACUGCUCGAGAAGAAUCUGUUCCCUUGUGGAAAAGACAGAAUAAUAUUCCGGGCCAAAGUGAAAAGGCUGCUGGCUCUACUGUUGUAAGAAGAAAGCAAAUUGUUGAAAAUAAGCAGAGAAGCCUUUUAGAACAGAAAAGACAAAACUCUGGAUCUGCAGGAAAGAAGUGCAACGAGCAAAUGAACAAUUUUGGGCAAAGUGUCCAGCUAAGUUCAAGUGAGCCAAAACACACUACGAGGGGUACUUCUGAUGUUGAAGAAGUUUCAGAUAGUACUUCGCAGUUUUUGAUGGCUGAAAGCCUAGUGAAAGCUUCAGUGCCUGAGGAUGAAAUUCUCACUGUCAUGAAUAGCAAGCAGCUGCAGAAACCAAGUCUGGCUUUAAAUAAGACCCAGCCAUUGGACAUCUCUGCACUCUCAGCUGAGGAGCAGAAGAUCCUACAGUCCCUCAGUCGUCUCAAUGAAAGGUUAUACUAUGUACAAGAAGCCAUUUGCAAGAAUCCAUCCAUCAAAAACACCUUACAAAUAAUACCACUUCUGGAGGAGAGACAGGACAGCACCAACAGCCGCAGAGACUAA
This is a messenger RNA of Odobenus rosmarus divergens (Pacific walrus), 3327 nucleotides long. It is a transcript of the gene CEP126, whose product is annotated as KIAA1377 ortholog. Gene Ontology annotation, cellular component: ciliary base; midbody; centrosome. Bases 1 to 3327 code for a protein of 1108 amino acids. The record is from RefSeq and is a predicted model, not a curated record. NCBI's taxonomy places the organism in Eukaryota, Metazoa, Chordata, Mammalia, Carnivora, Odobenidae. Gene Ontology annotation, biological process: cytoplasmic microtubule organization; mitotic spindle organization; non-motile cilium assembly. The transcript is spliced from 11 exons.